UUGCUGUCUUCGAAGUCGGUUACCGCCAGCGAUCAAAAAGCUAGGGUUCCGAUCAUUGGUGAAUCUGAAUUGAUCAAUCUCCAAUUUCGCAAUAGAAACCCUAGAAAAGGAAAAUUCAAAGGAAAUGCAUCCGAAAGAUUUCCAAAUCUUGGUCCAAUCGCCGGACCUCAAAAUUUGUCCGCAAUCAGUAACCGGCGAUGAAACCCUAUCGCUCGUGAAACGCUCUCUCUUCCCGGAAUCACAACACCUCCUAUCAUCGUUCUACUUCACCGUUAAUGGAAAACCUCUCUCCGACGAUACCCCUCUCUCGAGUCCACAAAUCGCGCCCCUUUCUACCCUCGUCCUGCGAUCCCGACUCCGCGGCGGCGGCGGAGAUGGCGGAGCAACCGGCGCUGAGUCCCGCGACUGCUACCUUAAAAUGUACGCCGAGAAGAAACCAGACAAGGUGGACCCGAACGAGCAGAGGUUGUCGAAGUGGCAGAACUGCGCCCUGUCGAACGAGCCGUUGAGGGAACCCUGCGUGAUCGAUAAGCUUGGGAAUAUCUUCAACAAGGAAGCAUUGGUUGAGGCAUUGCUGGGGAAGAAGCUCCCCAAGGAGUUUGGGCACAUUAAGGGUUUGAAAGACAUGAUCAAUAUUCAGCUUUCUUUGGUUCCUGGUGUGAAUGAUGGGGCUAGGUUUCAGUGCCCUAUUGCAGGGCUUGAGCUCAAUGGAAAGUAUAGAUUUUUCGCUCUUAAGAAUUGUGGGCAUGUUUUGAGCGCCAAGGCUUUGAAGGAGGUUAAGUCCUCUUCUUGUUUGGUUUGUCACAAGGAGUUUGCGGAGGUGGAUAAGAUUGUGAUCAAUGGGAGUGAAGAAGAGGUGGCGGUUUUGAGGGGGAAGAUGGAGGAGGAGAAGGUUAAAAUGAGAGAGAAGAAGACCAAGAAGGUUAAGAAUGAAGGAGGAGUGGGUGUGAAUGGUGUGAGUUUGGAAGUGUCCAAGCUGAGUGGUACCAAGCAUGGCAUGGACGUUAAGGCUGUGGAGAAGGUUUCGGCUAAAGUUGAAGGAAAUGGGAAGGUUGCUAAUGUUGAUGUUGGUUUGAAGGGUGUGAGUGCUGCUGCUAAGCGUUUCAAGGUUACUGAUAUGGCCCCUGCAAAUGCUACAAAGGAUGUGUAUGCGUCCAUUUUCACUUCGUCAAAGAAGUCUGAUUUUAAAGAAACUUAUAGUUGUAGAUCUCUACCUCUUGGUAGAAACUGAUUGUGGUAUGGUGUCUGGCAUACAAGUGUCUACUGUUUUAUUGUUGUUGAGUGUACUGAAUUUUAGUUCGUGAUUGUAGAGGAGAUUGACUAAUCCUGUGAUGUCUUUACUUGUUUCAUUCCCAUUAGAUCAUCAUUAAUCUUUCUUUAGAAGGGGUUUUGUCACAAACAUCUAUUUGUUUGACCACUUCUUCAGGAGGCAGAGUUUAGUCAUUGUUCUCUUCCAAGUUUGGCUGUGUAAAGUGUUUUUGAAAAUAAUGCACUCUCUGUAUUUAGUUCUCUAUUCUCUUUUCCACUGCACUGUAAGUUGAUGACAAAAUUAAAAGCAGAACUUGUUGGCUAAUAUGAGAUUUGUUCAGGUCCAUCUUCUCCUAUAUUUCUGAUUACGCACCGGUUGUGGCAUCAUGCUAUAGUCAAUAUUUAAGUGAGACACAUCAUCUAAGCUGGGGGUUGAACAGUUGAACCUAUGACAUUCCGGUUAAUUACUUUUCUCUCUCACUUAUGUGUAGGUUGGUGAUGUCCAUCCUCCACAGAGUAUGUACUAGUACUACCCUUUCUUCUUUGUAGAUGAAGAAUGAAAUUCAACCUACCAUUUAACCUGAACUUGUCUUU
Messenger RNA from Gastrolobium bilobum, 1842 nucleotides. RefSeq lists its product as uncharacterized. Lineage: Eukaryota; Viridiplantae; Streptophyta; Magnoliopsida; Fabales; Fabaceae. The record is from RefSeq and is a predicted model, not a curated record. Gene Ontology annotation, molecular function: protein binding. The transcript has a single exon. Gene Ontology annotation, biological process: site-specific DNA replication termination at RTS1 barrier; mitotic DNA replication termination. Gene Ontology annotation, cellular component: nucleus. Bases 125 to 1231 code for a protein of 368 amino acids.